Chrysemys picta bellii (western painted turtle) is the source of this 872-nucleotide messenger RNA. Lineage: Eukaryota; Metazoa; Chordata; Testudines; Emydidae. The record is from RefSeq and is a predicted model, not a curated record.
GGGACUGGCACUUACUAUGUGUCUGUACAGUGCCCGGCACAGGGGGCUUGGUUGGGGCCUCACAGCUGUGAGGAAAAAAUAAUUAUAUGUUCAGCUGAUGCCUAUGAAGAAUGUUAGAUGUGUGGCAUGGCAAAGUACUUCUAGAAAUUGGCAAGAUGCAAAGAAACAGGGACCUGGUGAAGAAGGCAGAAGUCCGGCCUUAUGAGUUUCUGGAAUUGCUGGUUCUCUGUGAAUCAAAGAACAAGAUCUCAGAUAAAGUGAAGAAGAUCAGAAAUACAGUGGCGACUUUCAGGGAAGAUUUUGAGGAAAACCUGAGGUCUCUGUUGGCAGAUCCUGACGAGCAGGUGGCCAUCCACCUGAAGCAAAACCUGCAGCUGCGAGAGAGGUGGUUGUUUCCCCAGAAGAGCCAGAAGACUGCAGAACCUACAGCUUUCUACAGGGAGGAGCAGGAAAAAUCUUUCAGCAAGACAAAACCAACACCUCCGAGACCUAUGAGUGAACCUGGGAUUAGAGCUGUGGGUUCAGAGAAGUGGACCCUGGUGACACCGGUGCCACAUUUGAAGUGCCGCUGCUACACCCAAAGGAUAUCCGCUCCAAUUCUGUCUAAGCAAGAGAUACAGGCUGUAGAGAGAGAGAAAAAAGAUCUCCAGUACCAGAUGUUCACUUUGCACCAUGAUAGAAGAAGCCACUUCCUAAACACAAUAGAUACACAAUUAAAGAUAGUUCUGAGCAAGCAGAGAGAAAAAUAUGCACAAACACGUGUGCGUUUAACACUAAAAGAGAUAAGAUUGCAUUACUCUGCACCCUGGUUGCUUAGCAAAUAUCAUGUUGUGGAAAGUGAAUCCCUCUUUCAGACUUAUACAAAACCAUGA